This is a messenger RNA of Pedinophyceae sp. YPF-701, 1347 nucleotides long. NCBI's taxonomy places the organism in Eukaryota, Viridiplantae, Chlorophyta, Pedinophyceae. The record is from the annotation of a GenBank genome assembly.
AUGCCAGGUGACGACGUUCCCCGUGCGGGGCCGCACCGCCGGAGCGUCAAGGCGGUCUCUGCGUCGGAGUUCGGCGAGAAGAGACGCGCCAAGUUCCUGGAACAGCAGAGAAAGCAAAGGAAGAAACGCAUCGACCUCGCGCUGUCGAUCGCCCGCGCGAACAGGCAGGACCAGGACCGCGCCAGCGAACCGGCGUCCGACCAGCCUCAAGCGGGCACGUCCGACACCCCCACCCCCAGUGGUGCUCGCAAGGGCGCGCGAGGCCACGGGGCGGCGUCGCAGCGCUUCUGGAGCUCCCAGUUCCUGCAGCCGGACUGGCUCACCGACGUUCCAAGCGACCUCGAGGGCUCCUGGCUCGUGUCGCCGCGUCCGGAGGGGCGGCGGUGCCUUGUUGUUGCGGACCAGGGGUCGACGGUGGCGCGUGGGCGGUCGGGGCGCGUGCUGGUGCGCUGCCAGUCGGGCCUGCCGGGCGGCUCGCGGAGCACGCUGUGCAACGAUGGGGCGACGAUCCUCGACUGCAUUUACACUGGGUCAGGGGCGGGGGUGUCGGUCGGGGGCGAGGAGAACAUGGCCGUCGACGGGGACGCCAAAGACACCCGAGGCACCUUCUGGAUCGUGGACAUCGUGGCGUGGCGCGGGCAGUCCCUCGGCGAGGCGGACGUCGACUUCCGCACCUUCUUCGUCGCGUCACGCCUCGCGGAGUGCCCCGCGCUGGGUCCUCCGUUCCGGGACCUUCCCGCCGUCGCGUGCGCGCCCGACGCGAUCCGGCAGGCGUACGAGGAGCCCGUCGACUUCGUGCGCGACGGCCUGAUGCUCACGCACCGCGACUCGCUGUACGUCCCCGGGCCGACCCCUCUGGUGCUGCUGUGGAAGGACGCGCGGUGCAGCCGGUACGUGGUGGACACCGACGCGGAGGGGCGCCCCGCCGCGGAGCAGGAGGCCGUGCUGCGGCUGCGCGAGGACGGCACUGUCGCCACAGAGGACGACCCGCCAGUGGUUCUUGCGCGCAUGCCGGACACGUUCAUGGCGCAGCUGCGCGGCGGGGAACGAGGGACUCCGAAUGGCGACGCGGCAAUGGCAGAGGACGACGGUGGCGGUGGCGGCCGAGGAGCCGGCGCGCCGCGCAGCGUCGACGGACGCCUCCUGCGCUUCGCUGUGGGACCGGGGGGCGUCCGGACGGACCAGGGCGGCGCUGCAGCGGACCUGCGUUACGUCGGGCUAGGGAAUCAGCGGCGGGGGCGCGCGGACAGCCUGAGCAAGAUUGUGUUUCAGCAGCAGGCGCGGACGGGGGCGUUGGUGACGAUCGAGGACCUGCUGGAGGCGGCCAGGUCGGGCAUGGCGGAAUGA